Messenger RNA from Ustilaginoidea virens, 2652 nucleotides. RefSeq lists its product as uncharacterized. The coding region runs from base 1 to 2652 and encodes 883 amino acids. Gene Ontology annotation, cellular component: membrane; cytosol; cell wall. The transcript is spliced from 3 exons. Lineage: Eukaryota; Fungi; Ascomycota; Sordariomycetes; Hypocreales; Clavicipitaceae. The record is from RefSeq and is a predicted model, not a curated record. Gene Ontology annotation, molecular function: tripeptidyl-peptidase activity; serine-type endopeptidase activity. Gene Ontology annotation, biological process: proteolysis.
AUGGUGCGCGCCUCAGUGUUGGCGUCCCUCGUAGCGGCCGCUGCGUCGACCUUGGCAGACAAGGCCAAAUCCGACCGCAAAGUCUCCAGGGAUAUCCUGUCUGGCGCAUACAUAAUCGAGCUGCACAACGGCCAAGACCAUUCCUCGGUUGAGCAAUCUAUCGGCAAAGAUGGCGCAACUCGAAUGAAGUUCAAUUACGAGCUGUUCAAUGGACUUUCAGUUCAAAUGCAUGAUCAUGAAAAAGCCAAGGAUAAAGCUGCGCAGUUGGCAGCUUUGCCCGCUGUCAAGGCAGUGUAUCCUGUCAAGCUCUACCCACAACCUAACCCCAAGGUUGACUGGGUCGCUCCUCCUAAUCUUGAUUCGUCUGUAGCCUUGGAGUCUUUGCGAGUCGCCCAGGAUACCUUUUCGCCUCAUGUCAUGACGCAAGUCGAUAAGCUCCACGCCAAGGGCAUCACUGGAAAGGACACGAAACUUGCCGUUAUCGAUACUGGUAUUGACUACCUGACUGCUGGUCUUGGAGGGUGUUUCGGAAAGGGCUGCCUUGUGUCGUUUGGAACUGACCUUGUCGGUGACUCUUACAACGGCAACAACACUCCUGAACCCGACCCCGACCCAAUGGACUGCGCGGGCCACGGAACUCACGUUGCUGGUAUUGUUGCUGCCCAGCCCAACAGGCUCGGGUUCACUGGGGUUGCCCCUGGAGUCCACUUGGGUGCUUACCGAGUCUUUGGCUGCAACGGCACCGUUAGUAGCGAUGUCCUCAUCGCUGCCUACAACCAGGCUUACCAAGAUGGCGCCAACAUUAUCACUUGCUCUGUUGGCUCAGACGGCGGCUGGCCCGAGGACCGGUGGGCAGAGGCUGUCUCACGUAUUGUGGAAAAGGGCGUUCCUUGUGUUCUGUCUGCUGGCAACAGCGGUGAUCAGGGUCUCUUCUUUGCCGACGACGCUGCGGAUGGUCGGCGUGCUACUGCAGUUGCUUCCUUUAACAACAUUGACAUACCGACUCUCUACUACAAUGCCCAGUAUCAGAUAGACGGUGGCGCAGAUUCCGAAUUCAAAUACGCUUCCGAAGACGAGCCCAAUUGGCUAGGUGUCGCUCUCCCUGUCUGGGCCAGCAGCCUUGAUCCCACUGUCGCCGACGAUGGCUGCAAACCGUUCCCCGCAGACACCCCCGACCUGAGCAAGCACAUUGUUUUGAUCCGUCGUGGUACUUGCUUUUUUGCAGAGAAAAUGGCCAAUGCUGUGGCCAAGGGCGCCCAGUACAUUAUUCUUUACAACAAUGUUCGUCCUGGCGCCCUCAACGUCGGCCGCAGCGACGCCACCGGUCCUCCCCCCAAGGCCGCUGCUAUGAUUGAUGCUGCUACUGGAGAAUCCUUCAUCAAAGUUCUGAAGGCUGGGAAGAAGCUCACCUUGAAAUUGCCGAGCCGUCUCACCGUACCGAUUCUCGUUUCAGAAAAAAACUCCCUGACGGGCGGCGCUCUCAGCGAAUACACCAGUUGGGGACCGACCUGGGAAAUGGCUGUCAAGCCUCAGUACGGCGCCCCUGGCGGCAACAUUCUUUCCACGUGGCCUCGGAGUAAGGGGGGGUUCGCCGUGCUCUCUGGUACGUCCAUGGCGGCCCCUCAUGUCGCUGGAAUCAUUGCCUUGAUUCACCAGGUUCGUGGCACCUACGACCCCGGGUUGGUUCAGGACCUUAUUUCUGCCAAUGCGAACCCGCAGGUCUUCAAUGAUAAAACCAAGUUCUACGACUUCCUUGCCCCCAUCCCCCAGCAGGGUGCUGGUCUAGUACAGGCCUACGACGCUGCCUACGCUACUACUCUUCUCUCACCUUCAAGCCUGUCCUUUAAUGACACCGACCACUUUGCCAAGGAGCUCAAGUUCGAGCUAAAGAGUGUCGGCCACGGGCCGACCACCUACAAGAUCACCCACGUUCCUGCCAUCACCAUGUACACCCUAGCCAAGAAUUCUAACUACGCCCUGGGAUUUCCCAACGAAGCGGUCCACGCUGCUGCUACUCUCAAGUUUAGCGACACUAGCAUCACUCUGCAGGGCCACCAGACCAAAACGGUUGCCGUGUCCGCCAUUCCUCCCCAAGGCCUAGAUUUUAAGCGUCUCGCCCUCUGGUCCGGCUAUAUUGCUAUCAACGGCUCUGAUGGAACGUCUCUGUCUUUGCCAUACCAGGGUCUUACUGGUUCCCUCUUCAAGUCCACGGUUCUGGCUGCCAAUGAUACCUGGGUUUCCAAGUCGACUGACGAGGAAGGCAAUCCCUUGCCACCCGGUUACACUUUCGUGCUGCCCAUGCAGGGUAUCGCUACUAACAAGGACUUGCUGCCGCAGAUCACAAUUAACCAGGCGCUCGGGUCCAGCAUUGUUCGGGCCGAUGUCGUGCCCAUCACCCCGAGCCUUUCCAAGAUGACUACCGAACACUGGGGCGUCCGGACCAUCGGCCAGCCUUUUGGUUUCCCGAUACUAUUGGCGACGCGCUCGGUGAGGGGCUACCUCUGGGAUGGUCGUCUGGAUUCGGGUGCUUUUGCUCCCCCCGGUGAGUACAAGUUUGUCGUGAGAGCUCUUAGAAUCUUUGGCGACGCGAGAAAGAAGGAGGAUUGGGACGUGAGCACGACGACUUCAAUCAUCAUCAAGUAUAAACAGUGA